ACAGCCGUUGUUUCGGUGGUACGAUGUGCAUUUUAAUUUAUUUAAUCUACCUAAACGAGCAUCCUUGCCCCACAUUGCAUCCUAAUAAAUACUGAAGAGGAAACGGCAUCGACAAGCUUAUCUAUUUCUUAAGAAACAUUUGCGUGAGAUGUCUGGACAUUGAAUUUAUUAAGCUACCUGUCAAAGGAAUCUGUGAAGUGUUGAACUGUUGUCACAAUCCGCGGUAGGUAUUUAAUCAUAACCAUGCCUCUCGAGGAUGAUCUGGCAUCAGCAGCCGCGACGGGCAACACGGAUCGUGUUAAAAUGUUAUUAGAAAGGGGAAUGGAUGUCAACGGUGUGAACUGCUUUGGACGGACACCUUUGCAGGUGAUGAUGAUGGGCAGUACAACUGUGGCGCGGUUGUUACUACAACAAGGAGCGGAUCCUAACGUGGCAGACAGACACACCGGGACCAUGCCGUUACAUGAUGCUGCAAGGAUGGGCUUUCUGGACACCGUAAAGAUCCUUGUUCAAUACAACGCAAAUCCGAACACUUUGGACAAUUGGAAUCGUCGGCCUAUCGAUUUGGCAAAAGAAAGUGGGCACCAGAAUGUCGUCGAGUUUCUUCAGACUUUGUAAAUUCAGAGACGCAUUGUAUUUAUUUGUUCGACAUUUAUUGUUAUAUACUUUUUCUUCAUACAUAUUUUAUUUAUACCUCUGCAAGAGGAUUGCACAUUUUAUGCACUUAAUGAUUUUUAAAUUCAUGUUAUAUAACGUGUAGCCCUAUGUUUUUCGUGCUAAAUUGAAGAUAUUUGCAGGUCUUUUAAAUAUUCAAUGAUUUUAUACUUGAAUUCAAUCAGGAAUUAUGAACAAUUGCAAUAUUGUAAAGGCGAAAAAUGUACUGAACAUAAAAAAAAGUAAAGAUGGGAUACUUUUGAA
Molecule: messenger RNA, 918 nt
Organism: Esox lucius (northern pike)
Lineage: Eukaryota; Metazoa; Chordata; Actinopteri; Esociformes; Esocidae
Gene: cdkn2
Product: cyclin-dependent kinase inhibitor 2A/B (p15, inhibits CDK4)
Biological process (GO): regulation of cyclin-dependent protein serine/threonine kinase activity; negative regulation of cell population proliferation
Cellular component (GO): nucleus
Molecular function (GO): cyclin-dependent protein serine/threonine kinase inhibitor activity; protein kinase binding
Source: RefSeq, marked provisional